This is a messenger RNA of Cucurbitaria berberidis CBS 394.84, 1093 nucleotides long. RefSeq lists its product as uncharacterized. The transcript has a single exon. NCBI's taxonomy places the organism in Eukaryota, Fungi, Ascomycota, Dothideomycetes, Pleosporales, Cucurbitariaceae. The record is from RefSeq and is a predicted model, not a curated record. Bases 281 to 1093 code for a protein of 270 amino acids.
CUCGCUUGGAAGGCCUGAUUCGGCAUUGCAUAUGGUGUAAUACCGAAAUAAACAAGCGAUCGCGGUUAAAUCGCCAACGUAUCAAAAUCAGUUAACAAGAACCCAUAUCAUCAAUUGAGAAUAUAACCUACUAUGUAGAUGUGCGAGGCUAGGACAAACCCCUGGAGCCCCACAUGUGGCCGCUUUGCCUUAUUAGAAACGUAGUACGGUCCUUAUCGACCGAACAGACUGAACAAGAGCGGUUUAGCACAUAUCCUUUUGGAAUUCCUUAGAAAGAGAAAUGAUCUAUCAAGUCGUGUUAGUGUCUGUGGGCCUUGUCGCGCAAGCUUCAGCAGCAUGUAGCCGAGCAGUGCUUCAAGACGCUGUGGUAGCAUACAUUCAGGCGCAAGCUGCAGGUAACCCGAGUCUGCUGCCACAGGCAAAGAAUGUCAGUUAUGCAGAGAACGAUGUUUCUACCGAUAUCACGAAGGGUGUUCUGAGCCAGGCAAUUACCAUCGACUUCAACCGCAGCAUUUUCGACACUACGGAGUGUUCUACCUUUACGGAAAUCUCAGCGGCGACAAACAAGCAUCCAUAUGUUAUCGAAACGCGGAUGACUCUCUCCGGCGCCAGCGUUACAUCUAUCCAGUCAGUUGUCGCGGACAGCGGCGACUGGGCAUUCAAUGCGGCAGGACAACUCUCAUGGGCCAAAAAGGAGAAGUGGGAUCCCAUUCCAGAAGGCAAGCGAGACAGCCGCGCUGUCAUCAAGGCCGCCGGAGACGCCUACCUCGACAGCUGGGCAGAUGGCAAGGUGAAGGUCCCGUAUGGCACUCCUUGCGCGCGCCUCGAAGGUGGUUCGUACACGGGAGAUAAGAAUGCGUCAGCAAACACUUGCCACAUGCCUGAAUUCCCGAAGCCGUUUCCUGGCGUCGCGAACAGACGCUACGUCAUCGACGAGGAAAUGGGUGGUCUUGGGAUCUUCAACGAUUUUCCAUUCAUCGAUAAAACGAGGCCGAACGGCACACCUAGCACCAACCUCCUCAAAGUCGAAGGCGGCCAGAUUCGUUUCAUUCACGAGACAACGGUGUGUGCAACACGCAACUGUGGGAGAUAG